AUGCACGGAACUCGGCCUAAAUCGUCUAAAGGGCGCAGCAGACCCAAGCUGUAUUACACCCAAAGUGUAGAUGAUUCAGUCUGCCGCCAUCCUUCAGCUGUCAGCCAGACGCCGUCAGAGUACACACACGACCGUUUCCAUCGCUCCAACUCACACCUCAAGCAAACCAGUACGACACAUCCCGGAACAGCGCCUGAAAUAUUCAGGAAUUCCCACACGCGGUCAGCCAACUGUCUCAGCAAAUACAAAGUGCUUCCCCCGAUCGAGCCUGCAAAAGAUAGCUCCAGUAAAGUGCUGAUGACGAAAGAGAGUCUAACGAUCGAUGAGGACGUGAUGUCCUUGCUGCUCGCUAUUAGGGCUCCUUGUGGAAGGAGGUUCAACGGUCAUUUCUACCCAUCAGACACACUCCAGGCAAUCAUAACAGCCGCUGAGGCUAAAUAUGGGACCAGUUAUGAGCGUUGCCUGAUUGAAACUAUGGAUGUCCCCCGUAGAACUUUCCGAAAUCUAACCAUGACUUUCGCCCAGUGUGGUAUCUUAAACAAGUCAGUGUUAUGCAUCACUGAAGACACUGCACUGGACUCAACGUGA
Chanos chanos (milkfish) is the source of this 588-nucleotide messenger RNA. RefSeq names its product UBX domain protein 10 (gene ubxn10). Gene Ontology annotation, molecular function: protein binding. NCBI's taxonomy places the organism in Eukaryota, Metazoa, Chordata, Actinopteri, Gonorynchiformes, Chanidae. The coding region runs from base 1 to 588 and encodes 195 amino acids. The record is from RefSeq and is a predicted model, not a curated record. The transcript has a single exon.